CGCAAACUUACAUGGAUUGAUAUCUAUUUGAUCCAUGUGCAGAUUGGGGCCCCCUAGUUGAUGUUGUUGGUUAUUGUUUCCUAAAUCUUGGGUCAAAGUAUCAACCUACUCAAGAGUUCGUACGUUGGAUCCAAAAAGGACUCAAACCCAUAUAUUUUGGCUUUGGAAGCAUGCCUCUUGAAGAUCCCAAGAAAACCACGUAUAUCAUUUUGGAGGCAUUGAAGAAUACAGGACAAAGGGGAAUAAUUGACCGAGGUUGGGGAGAUCUUGGCACUUUUCCAGAAAUUCCUGACAAUGUAUUCCUUCUAGAGAAUUGCCCUCAUGAUUGGUUGUUUCCUCAGUGUUCCGCUGUGGUUCAUCAUGGUGGUGCUGGAACCACAGCUACAGGACUAAGGGCUGGGUGUCCAACAACCAUAGUGCCAUUUUUUGGAGAUCAAUUUUUUUGGGGUGAAAGAAUUUAUGAAAAGGAACUGGGACCAGCUCCAAUUCCUAUGUCUCACUUCAGUGUUGAAGCCCUUUCAGAUGCUAUAAAAUUCAUGCUCCAACCAGAGGUAAGUAAAGCAUGUGUGGGGGUGUAUACCUACUUACAAAAGAGUCAUCUCAAAUGCAAUUCUUGUUUGAUGGAUUAGGCCAAUCAUUGUUGUCCACUUCACAUAUGAAGUUAUGUGUAGUCUCAACAAAAUUCGC
Messenger RNA from Ilex paraguariensis (yerba mate), 687 nucleotides. The record is from the annotation of a GenBank genome assembly. Lineage: Eukaryota; Viridiplantae; Streptophyta; Magnoliopsida; Aquifoliales; Aquifoliaceae.